AUGCACCCGUACAACAAAUCUCAGUCCAGACUGGACCAUCUCUCCUCUGAGGGUCCUCUGGGCCAGGGUCACCUUGGGUACUCCGGAUCUUCGGUUUGUGCACCAGAGCAGUCAACAUCAACGUAUACGAGCUGCCACAAGGAAUCUGCAGAUUUAUGCCAUCGAGACUUGCACUGCCCGGUCUGCCUGCAGCCUGCCAGCUUCCCAGUCCAGACCAACUGUGGCCAUUUGUUCUGUGCUCCCUGUUUGAUCGCCUACUGGAGACAUGGGUCGUGGUUGGACGCAAUCAGCUGCCCUCUCUGUAGACAGAAGGUCAGCGUGCUGUGCCAUCUAUUCAACGAGAGCCGAUCAGACCGACAGUCGAAGGAAGUUCUUGGGGAAAUCACAGAUUACAACAAGCGUUACUCUGGAGCCCCACGACGGGUAACAGACUACCUCUGUGACGCACCCCUUCUCCUGCAGUUACUGGCCCGUGGCCUUGGCACCAUGGGAGGUCUUGUCUGGCUGUUUUUAUUCAGAGUGGCCCUGUGCUGCGUGGGGACCGUGGUGUCCAUCUCCUCCCCUCCUCUGGACCCACUCUCUUCUUCAUCAGCAAGCCCCAUGGAGACAGACCCCUCCCUAUGGGGACUGCUGGGCGUCCUGGAUGACCUGGUGGUGGUGAUCCUGCUCCUUAUCUGCGUUAUCAACAUCAACCAGCAAAUGGUGCCGGAGACCGGAGGACAUUCUGCCAAUGCUACAACCUCACGAGGAGUAAUGGGGACUUCACUGUAG
Toxotes jaculatrix (banded archerfish) is the source of this 771-nucleotide messenger RNA. Its product is annotated as RING-HC_RNF170 domain-containing protein. The record is from RefSeq and is a predicted model, not a curated record. Bases 1 to 771 code for a protein of 256 amino acids. Lineage: Eukaryota; Metazoa; Chordata; Actinopteri; Toxotidae. The transcript has 6 exons. Gene Ontology annotation, molecular function: ubiquitin protein ligase activity; metal ion binding.